GCCCCUCACUCAGGUCUAUGGUUGCGUCCGGGCGCUGUAAACUCCCAGGUGCAGUGAAGGCGUCGUCAGCUCAUUUACACUGGGCCCUUGUCAUGUGGCUUCAUCGCAGCAGAGGAAAAUUAUCAGAAAAACAAAAUGGACCGAAACAAACGCAACUCUAUCGCCGCCUUCCCCACGCGCCCGGAGGCGGAGGACGGGGACGUCCCUGCAGGUUUCGCUCCGGGGGACACGGCCUCUGCGCCACAGGCGGGGCGCGUGUGGCCGUCCUCGUAUCGGGCUCUGAUCAGCGCCUUCUCGUGUCUCACUCGACUGGACGACUUCAGCUCUGAGUGGAUCGGCUCUGGAUUCUUCUCUGACGUUUACAGGGUGCAUCAUCGAGCCUCAGGUCAGGUCAUGGCUCUGAAGAUGAACAAACUGAGCAGUAACAGAGCGAACAUGCUCCGAGAAGUGCAACUGAUGAACCGCCUCUCACACCCCUGCAUCCUCAGGUUCAUGGGUGUGUGUGUUCAUGAGGGACAGCUGCACGCCCUGACAGAGUACAUAAACGGGGGGAAUCUUGAGCAGCUCCUGGACAGUAACAAACCGCUGACGUGGCCUAUGAGGGUGAAACUGUCCCUGGACAUCGCUGAGGGUCUGUCCUAUCUCCACUCCAAAGGCAUCUUCCACCGGGACCUGACGUCUAAGAACUGCCUGAUCAAAUGUGAGGAGAGCGGGUUCUCUGCAGUGGUGGGCGACUUCGGUUUGGCCGAGAAGAUCCCAACAAACACGGCUGAAGCAGAGAAGCUGACUGUGGUGGGUUCUCCGUACUGGAUGGCUCCUGAAGUCCUGAGAGGAGAACGAUACAACGAGAAGGCGGAUGUUUUCUCUUACGGGAUCGUUCUGUGUGAAAUCAUCGCCAGAGUUCAGGCUGAUCCCGACUUCCUUCCACGAACAGAGAACUUUGGUCUGGACUAUCACACGUUUCAGCACAUGGUCGGAGACUGUCCUCACGACUUCCUGCAGCUCACCUUCAACUGCUGCAACAUGGAUCCAAAGUUGCGUCCGAUUUUCCCCGACAUCGUCAGGAGUCUGGAGGAGAUCCUGACUCGACUGAAGCUGGAGGAGAUGGAGCAGGACUCUGUCGCCGACGGCAACGACAAGAUGAUGAUCAGUAAAGGUGAAAAGGUGCAGGGCUUCAAGCGUCUGAAUCCUCUGAGUUUCCAAGACGGAAAGAUCCCGCCCAAAUCGCCUCGGCCCCGACGCAACAUCUGGCUGAGUCGCAGCCAAUCGGACGUCUUCUCCUGUAAACCAGGAAGAAAGGUCAACGUGCAGGACCCGUACUACGACCCGCCCUUGACCCAGAGAAGCACCAAGUCUCACAAAAUCAACCCGUUCACCGCUCGAGAGGACCUCUGCGGGGGGAAGAUCAAAUUCUUCGACGUCCCCACUAAAUCUGUGUUCUCUUUAGUGUUCGAUCUCCACUCUCCUCCAGGAAGUGUGUUCUGUAAACUGCAGGCUAAUGCUAACGCUAACGGCCCGGCGACGGAGGGGUCGUACUCGUGGCAACAGUUACCGGGACGACAGUGUCACUCGGUGCCGGUGUCUCCGCGGUUACCGCGCUCCUUUCAUCUCUCGGACGCCGUCAUCGCUAACAACAACAACUGCGGCUCCGUGACGUGCGACGCCAACCAGCUGCCGCCCGGCGCAGUGAACUCCAGACCUGACCCUGUCCCGAGUGUGAACGACAUGAGGCCGAGGGCGCCGGCGAGCGGGUGGGCCAAGAAGUAUGUGGUGGUGGAGAUCCCCCCUUUCUGCAGGCAGAGAGGGGCCGACGGGGCCGACGGGGCCGAUGGGGCCGACGGGGCCGACGGGGCCGACGGGGCCGACGGGGCCGACGGGGCCGACGGGGCCGACGGGGCCGACGGAGCCGACGGAGCCGACGGGGCCCACGGGGCCCACGGGGCCCACGGGGCCCACGGGGCCCACGGGGCCCACGGGGCCCACGGGGCCGAGGACAGUGAGGGCGACUGGUCUCCCAUGAGCCCUUCUGAACAGGACAGUCCUGAGGCGAUGGACUGCUGCAGCCUGGACGACAGAGAGCCACACGUUUAAACCCGUUUUUUACCUGCGCCUGCUGCUGGAAACUUUGGGUCAUUCAGUCAAAACUAAAGAGCAGAAGUGAGUGGAGUUUGGAGGAGCAAAGAAAACAUUUAAAUCUGUUCUUCAGUGGGACACAGUGUCUGUGGACCUGAGUCUGUACAUGUAACACCUGCAGUGUCUCUGGGUCAAACCUGCAUUUGACCCGUCCAGUGUCUCUGGGUCAAACCUGUCCGCAGCAGUAGGACUCGUCUUCAGAUCUUGGUCUAGUCUUGGUCAGGACGUCCUGAGCUGGAGCAGGUUGGAGGGAGGUGGACGGGGGUGAGGUCAGGAGAAUAUUUCUGUAUUUUUUGGAGGAUCCAGAUGUUCACACAUUAUUCUCUCCGUCCAGCAGAAAUGUGUUGAGCUGUUAAAUCAUUUUAGUACAAAAAAUGUGUCGCACCUCCUCACAGGACUGAGGUUGGUCCAAGUCUCGUCCUGGUUUAGUCCCAUUCGAGGUGAUCUGUUUAUUGGUCCUUUGCUCCGUGGGUGUUUCAGUUUUGUUUGUUUCUGUUUCUUGCUCCUCCAGACUUCACCUGAGAGUGUCGUCUGGAGAAACUUUUAUUC
This is a messenger RNA of Periophthalmus magnuspinnatus, 2682 nucleotides long. RefSeq names its product testis associated actin remodelling kinase 2 (gene tesk2). The coding region runs from base 136 to 2091 and encodes 651 amino acids. Gene Ontology annotation, molecular function: protein serine/threonine kinase activity; ATP binding. NCBI's taxonomy places the organism in Eukaryota, Metazoa, Chordata, Actinopteri, Gobiiformes, Gobiidae. The record is from RefSeq and is a predicted model, not a curated record. The transcript has 12 exons. Gene Ontology annotation, biological process: protein phosphorylation; actin cytoskeleton organization. Gene Ontology annotation, cellular component: nucleus; cytoplasm.